Molecule: messenger RNA, 4435 nt
Organism: Crotalus tigris (Tiger rattlesnake)
Lineage: Eukaryota; Metazoa; Chordata; Lepidosauria; Squamata; Viperidae
Gene: TMEM184A
Product: transmembrane protein 184A
Exons: 9
Coding region: 1786-3078 (430 amino acids)
Biological process (GO): transport
Cellular component (GO): early endosome membrane
Molecular function (GO): transporter activity
Source: RefSeq, a predicted model, not a curated record
UGCCAAUGAUAUUGUACUGAUGUUGAUCCGAGAAAUGGAUCCAGGACCCAUUUGAGCCAACUCGAAGGAGGAUUUUUUUAUAUCAGCCUACAGGAAUCCGGGUUAAGGGUUCACCGGGGCCAGUCCCUUCCCCGCCCCACAUAAAACACUUAAAGAGUUUGCUUUCCAAUGGUGCCAGGAAUUAUCGCUGCUGAUUAAAGCAAGGAAGUGCUAAAGCAGGAGUCCUGCUCCAGGCUGUUAAGGAAGCCAGUUCAGCAAAGCUGGCUUGUUUGGCCAGUGACCCACUAAGCUCAGCCCUUCACUCUGAACAAACAGAGGCCUGGGGUGGAGUUCAGCCCCACCUGCUUUGCUCUUGGAGGAAGAAUCCGGCUGACGGGAGGUGAGAAGUGGCCGCUGGCUCCUAAGGCACAGCACUGGCUGAGCGUGCUCUUGUGCUUGGCCGUGCACGUUGGCGAAAAGCUACACAACAGGUUUGGGGGGGGGGCCACGAGAGCCAGGGUGAGCGAUGCACACCCUUCCAAAAUUGCUCCCCAUCUUGGCAUGGGUGGCAGCGUGACUAUCUCUGCUGCGAGAAUAACGUCCAGAAUACAGGAAGUGCUCGGCUUAUGGCCAAAACUGAGACUGUGGGCAAACAAGGCAGUUGUGAAGCGAAUCGGUGCCUGCUUGUAUGAUUUAUUUAUUUUUUUGUCAUGGUGGUGAAGAAACACUAAAGGGAAGUGUGGAGAGGUUGUUCUGGAAUAGGCUGAAGCUUGCUUGACCAUUUCUUCUUCCAAACGUAUCUGCAGAGACCCAGGUGACAAGUUAAAGAAUUGCUCGCCUUUCUCCCAGGCAAAUGGUAGUUCUCUUUAUCCAGUUGGGUUUCUUGGCCUGGGCUCCCUCCUGCCACCCCAAAAUUGGGGAUUCGGGUGUGUGUGGGGGGGGGAGCAGAUAAAAAUGAUUUUUAAUAGCAGAAAAGGCAGGGAAUCUUCUGGGCCCUUCAAACACUAAUAUUUUGUCACAGAAGCUUCCAGCAUUCACAGUCCACUCCUUCUAGCACGGGUCUCUUUGGGUUAUUUAUUCUUUUCAAGUAGCUUUUAGUUCUUUCCCAGCUGGUAGGACUACUUUGUGUUCUUCCAAAUGGAAAGCAAACAAGGAAGAAGGGAAUGCUGUCGGUCCCUUCCGACUUCCUUUCCUUGCCUACCAGCUUGACCUCCGCAGGCUGGUUAAUGUUUGAUGUUGUGAUAGUACCAGCUUGUACCUGGCUCCAAAGCUCCUUCCUUGGUCAGCUCCCCAACGGUCAGAGAGGAGCAAGUGUUGACUGAACAGGACAUCUGAGCCUGGGGAGGAGUCUGGUGGUCAGCUGAUGGCAGGAGAAUCCGCACAACCUCGUGGCAUCCUGCAAUGUUGUGAUUACUGGGGUUGAGCUCAGAGCUUCUGGUUGAGGCACUGCUCAACCAAUCAAACACCCAUUCAUCCAUCAGCUGGAGUUUCUCAUCAGACCAUUGAGUUCCUCUACUCUCUGCUUCUCCCUCCCUCCUCCUAGGAGUAGGGAGAGAUGUAUUUUUAGGCUCCCGUGUACUUGUAAGCAUAAGACAACUGAAACUCUUGCACCAGCUACCACAUGGGGGUGAGUAAGCGUGCGUCUUCCCCUGGAGAGUCUUAUCCCGGCAGCUGAAAAGAGCAUAAAUAAAGGUGGUGGAUCCAUAUCAAAGCCUGUGUGUGUGGAAAGCGCAGGAGACUGGCAGUUUAUCAACCUGUCCUUCGCUUUGGAAAGAACGCUAGAAGCCUGGAUCUGUCGAAUAGCAGAUGAACACCACGACACACACCAACUGGUCUUCUCCCGCCCCGGAAAAGCUCCUGACAUCCAGCAUGGUUGCUACCUCAUUCCAUUUCUUCUUUCCAGCGAUGGCCUCCAGCCAUUUAAUUGUGGAGGACGGUUCCCAGCUAAGGGCUGAUCAGAAUCACUCCCAGGAGACUCAGUCCCUCUUUUUGACUACAUCCACAGCAAAAGCCAUCUCAGGUCUCUUUGUCUGGACAGCGCUGAUCCUUACUUUCCACCAGAUCUUCCUGCACCUGAAAAAUUACACCAUUCCCAACGAGCAGCGCUACAUCAUCCGGAUUCUCUUUAUUGUCCCCAUUUAUGCUUUCGAUUCCUGGCUUAGUCUCCUGCUUAUUGGCAGCCACCAGUACUAUGUUUACUUCGACUCGGUGCGGGACUGCUAUGAAGCAUUCGUGAUUUACAGCUUCCUGAGCCUCUGCUUUGAAUAUCUUGGAGGGGAAAGUACCAUCAUGGCGGAAAUCCGAGGGAAGCCCAUUGUCUCUAGUUGUCUCUAUGGAACUUGCUGUCUCCAAGGGAUGUCUUACUCCAUUGGGUUUCUUCGGUUUUGCAAGCAGGCCACCUUGCAGUUCUGCAUCAUCAAGCCGGUCAUGGCUAUCCUCACCAUCAUUCUCCAAGCGUUUGGGAAAUACCACGAUGGCGAUUUCAACAUCCAUAGUGGAUACCUUUAUAUUACCAUCAUCUACAACUUCUCGGUCAGCCUGGCCCUCUAUGCCCUGUUCCUCUUCUACUUCGCCACCAUGGAGCUUCUGAGACCUUUUGAGCCAGUCCUGAAGUUUCUCACCAUCAAGGCUGUCAUCUUCCUCUCCUUUUGGCAAGGGAUGUUGCUGGCCAUCUUAGAGAAAUGUGGGGUCAUCCCAGAGGUUCAGAUCAUUGACGGGAAGACGGUGGGAGCCGGCACUGUUGCGGCUGGCUACCAGAACUUCAUUAUCUGUAUCGAGAUGCUGUUUGCUUCCAUCGCUCUCCGUUAUGCUUUCACCUGCCAGGUGUACCGAGAGAAAAAGGAAAGUGCCACAGCAGGUCUGGCCCCAUUGCAAAGCAUUUCCAGCGGGCUGAAGGAAACGAUGAGUCCUCAAGACAUCGUUCAAGACGCCAUCCACAAUUUCUCCCCAACCUACCAACAAUACACGCAGCAGUCCAUGCAGGAGACGGGAGCGGGGCUUGGACAGAAUGGCCACGUGAGUCCUCCAGUAGAUACCUCACAGAGCAAGAAGAAGAGCCUUGAGAAAAGGAUGCUGAUCACUUCUGAUGAUGAAUUGUAAAGAGGCACCUUGAAGGAAGGAGAAUUUGAGUUUUUGAGGUCUUCUUGCCUCUCUCCAGCCCAACAGCUGUCAAUCGAAUCACACUACGUUGUUGAACAAAGCAAUGGAGGCAUCUCAUUCUUGUUCUCAGCUGGCUAUCGGAAGACCCUACCUAGGCUGACUUCCCAGAUACAGCCAGGCCUAUCCUACUUGCUUGUUGCCAUGGCAAACACAUCCAAGAGAUUUUGAUACACUUGUUGCUGGUCCAAACACCUGGCAGCCUAGAAGACUGAGGGAAACAGAAUUUCUCAGUGGACGCAGCUCCUCACAUUCCCAAUGCAUGGAAAUAAUGCUGAUUAUUGGCAAAGAAGGAACAAGGGAAUGUAGGGAUGGACAGAAUUGGAUGAAAUCAACAUUUUCAUCCAGCUAUUGCAGCUCAGUCCCACUGAAACUGGAUUCCCAUUAUUAUCAUCCUUUUUUGUGGAUCCAAUCCACUGGGUCAAGAAUCAAUAGCUCAGAGCCCGAGAAAUAAAAGCACUUUUUUUCUUUCCAACACAACGUGCGGCAACAGGAUGAGGAAUUAUAGCACUAGAUUCCUUUACAAACUUGCAUUGAGGCUGUAAAGCAUCUGAUCCUAGAAUGCAGAGGUGUCAGAGGUAAAUCUUGAAAGAAGAGGUGUUGCAUUACAUUGAAAGCUCUUUUGGUGAACCACUUCAAUGAAAUAGAUGAAGAUGAGGACAUCUGCUUUUCGAAUGACUGAAAAACCACGUCAGCAGAAAUACAGAUAAUGGAGGGGAUUUUUUUCCUUCUUUUUAUGGCCCUGUAAUCCUUUAUCAGGGUGGAAUCAGGGCAUGAACGGAGCUGAGCAUUUACUGGCUGGAUGCCCUUCCUGACACCAAUGCAGAGUGCACAGUAGAUAUUUUCUCUUUGUGCCCUGAUAAACAUCUGUUGCUACCUAGGACUGAACUCUCAAUCUCCCAAUUGUGAGUUUAGCAUAUGCAUCUCUAGGCCACUGCACCACUCGAGAUAAUUGAGGGGAAUAUUAAGGCAAAAUCAGAACCAAUUAAAAUUAUUCCAGGGGAGAUUUGUUUCUGAACACCUAUAUAGCAGGUUCACAUAGGAUGAAGUAGAUUUCUCCCAGAUGGUUUUGGACUUCAUCUCCCAUUCUUUCCAACCAGCAUAACUUUGGAGUAAAGGCUGAAGUGUGUUAAGAGGUUCUCUGUGGCUGGUGUACUUCCCCAUGGCAUGGCUGUGUUGAUCUAUUGUACUUCUUCCUAACUGGAGGGUCCAGGUUCCCGAGCGAUGGCUAUGAAUCUCGUGUCAAUCUGUACAUUUCAAAAAUUUAAAUUAUAAAAACAUUUGUAGUAUUUUUUCCCCA